Molecule: messenger RNA, 4128 nt
Organism: Rhea pennata
Lineage: Eukaryota; Metazoa; Chordata; Aves; Rheiformes; Rheidae
Gene: NOLC1
Product: nucleolar and coiled-body phosphoprotein 1
Exons: 14
Coding region: 20-2107 (695 amino acids)
Cellular component (GO): nucleolus; nucleoplasm
Molecular function (GO): protein binding
Source: RefSeq, a predicted model, not a curated record
GUGGCGGCGGCGGCGCAGCAUGGCGGCGUGGCGCGCGGUGCCCAGCGACCUGUUCCCCUUCGUGCUCGCCUUCCUGCGCGAGAACCGCUUCGAGGGGGCGGCGCGCGCCUUCGCCAAGGAGGCGGGAGUGAAAGACCAGGAUCCCAAUGCUGCCUCUCUCCUGGACAUCUUCAGUUACUGGCUGAAGUCUCCUGCUGCCAAAAAAAGAAAGGUUGUUCCUAAUGGACCUCGUGCAAAGAGGAAAUCUUCCUCAAGCAGUGAUGACAGCUCAAGUGAGGAGGAUGAGAAACCCCCAGCCAAGAAACCAGCUAAAAUAACAGCUGUGCCCAAGGCAAAAGCAGCUCCUCCUGCCAAGAAGGCAGAAAGCAGCAGUGAGGAUUCCAGUGAUGAUUCAGACUCAGAGGAGGAGAAGCAGCCAGCAAAGAAAGGAACAAAACCAGCAGUGAAGCCAACUGGAACCAGAAUCCAGCCUCAGAAGAAAGGAGAGAGCUCCAGCUCUGACUCAAGCAGCUCAGAUGAGGAAUCACCAAAGAAACAACCACCAAAACUGGUGACACCUAAAUCAGGAAAUAAAUCUGCCCAGGUAGCUACCAAGCUGGUUAAUGGAAAAGCAGAAAGCAGUAGCAGCAGUAGUGAAGAUUCUGAUGAGGAAAAGGCUGCCCCGAAGAAGGUUGUUCCCAAGAAAUCACCUGUACCCAAACCUGCAACUACUCAAUCGUGUCCAGGCAAAACCAAACCUGCCAAGGAAAGUUCCAGUAGUGAGGACUCUUCUGACAGCUCAGAAGAUGAAAAGCCAGCUGCAAAACAAAAGCCAAAGUCUGGUCCAUACAGUGCUGUACCACCUCCUCAAGCUGCACAGCCAAAGAAAGGCCUUGCCAAGGCUCCUGCAAAAAAGACUGAGAGCAGUGACUCCUCAGACAGCAGCGAUGAGACAGAGGAGGUGCCCGCAAAGGGAGGAGCAGGCAAAGCAGUGGUGGCUAAAACUGUUCCUGGUGCCAAAAACAAAGCUGUGACUGCCAAGAAGGCAGAAUCCAGUUCGGACAGUGACUCAGAUUCUAGCUCUGAGGAAGACAAGAAGGUAGGGAGUAAGCCCCCUGCUAAACAACCUGUGAUAAAGAAUCCUUCUAAGCCAGCAAAGGUAGCUGCCAAGCCUGCGCAAGCAAAGAAAGACUCCAGCACCUCCUCGGACAGCUCAGAUUCUGACAGCUCUGAAAAUAAGGCCCCCGUGAAGCCUGCAACUAAAGCAGCACCCCCUGCAACCAAGAAGUCACAAGCUACCACAAAGAAAGCACAAAGUAGUUCUGAUUCAGAUAGUAGCUCCAGCAGCUCUGAGGAUGAGAAGAAGAAAGCCCCUCCAACUAAAUUAACUGGCAAAGUGGGUAAGCCAGUUUCCAAACCUUGCACCCAAGCUCCCAAAGCAAGCUCAUCAGACUCUGAUAGCUCAAGCAGUGAGGAAGAAAAGAAGCCAGCAGUGAAACCUGUCAGCAAACCUACAGGGACCACAAAAGCAGCUGUGGGGAAGAAGGUGGCUGCUGCUAACAGCAGUAGCAGCUCAUCUGAUAGCUCCAGUGAAGAUGAGAAGCCCAAAAAGGCAGGGAAAGGGACACAGAACAGUUCUCAGACCACUGCUUCCAUAGAGAAAGCAAAAGCUUCAUCCGCAUCAGCAGCAAAUAAUCUGAAGUCCAAACCAGCUGGUGGCAGCAGUAGCAGCAGUGAAAGCAGCUCUGAAGAAGAGAUGGGGAAAGCAAAUGGAGGUAUGAUCCAGAAGAAACGGAAGAGGGAAGAAGUCCAGGAGCUAGAGACACCAGACAGUAAAAAGGCAAAGAUCAAAGCCAAAACACCACACACAUUUCCCAAGGUGAAACAGCCAGCCUCUCCAUUCCGACGAGUAAGAGAAGAAGAGAUUGAGGUCGAUGCCCGUGUUGCUGAUAACUCAUUUGAUGCAAAGAAAGGAGCUGCUGGUGACUGGGGUGAGAAGGCUAACAAUAUCCUGAAAUUCACCAAAGGCAAAUCUUUUCGCCAUGAGAAGACAAAGAAAAAACGGGGCAGCUACCGUGGGGGCACUAUAUCAACCCAAGUCAAUUCCAUCAAAUUUGAAAGUGACUGAGAAUGUCUCCUUGGGAAUUCAUAAACCGUCCACUCACCCGAGUCGUUUGGAUGGGCAUGUGAACGUUAUGGACAUCAAUCCUGUCUGGAAUAUUAUCUCCCUCAGCCCCAUAUGGGCAGGCAGCUCCAACAUGGGGAUGUGGGAGAAUGGUUGGAUAUUUCUCCCAUUUAUUUCUGGCAAAUUUUGGUAUAGACCCCUGAUAGGGAACCAUUGUAGAGCUGAUGUUACUGGACUGUACUAUGGUGAUCUCCAAGACUUAAAUUAUGUACAGCCUUAUUUUAAAAGGCUGGAAGUGAUUUUUCAUUUCAGGUCCCUGCCUAUCUAGUAAAAGAAAGAGAACUUAUUUUCUGUAGCAUAAUCUCAAAUUUCUUUUUCCACUAGUUUAACUAUAGGUAUCUGUGAAACUGCAAGUGCAGUAACUUGCUUAUGACUGGUUACUGUAAGGGCAGCAACCCCCUUGAACACUUUGGCCGGAAUCCCCUCACCUAUUUCACAUUUGUAGUUCACAAUUAGAGUAUGACAAGGUUCCUCUUUUCUGUUUCUUCUUUUUAUGGUUUUGUCUGGCAGUAAAUUCACAUCCUGCUCCUCCUUCUGUUCCUGUUGAGGCUACCAAGUAGAGUAGUUAGAGAAACUAAUUGUUUUCACAUACCAGGGUAGUUAAGGAAUCGAUUGCUUGGGGUUGCAAGUUUGUGGCUAUUGUCAGAAAGGCCAAGUUCUGUAGUGCUGUGGCACUUGUGAUAUGGUUUUUAUAAUGAAUGUAGCCAGAGCAGGGAGCUGUACAGGAACUCGUGACUGUAUGGAGGUUCUAACAUUCAAAGAAGGGUUUUGGCCCAGUGGAGAUGCUUAAAGAGGCAGAGGAAACUGUCUUUUUUCUACUCAGCUCUGCUUUUUGUUGUAUCUUUGUUUCAGAGGUUUUGACUGCAGGGUUGUGCUGCUCUUUGUUCUCUCUGAGCGUUUAACAUGCCAGCAUACGCUUUUCUCUGGUAAUGUGCAGUGCAGCUUAAGAAGUACUGAGAUGAAUGUAACACUGACGCCUUAAAUUUCUUCCCUUGGCUGGAUCACUUGCUCUCUUUGAGCUGUUUUCCACCUAUAAAGUCCUUGGGAAGAAGUAAAAUACAGCCUGGUGCUGUAAGGUUUGAAGCAUUAGCUUCAAGCAGAAGUUCUCUAUGAGGAGUGGGAUCUCAAACAAAUUCAGCAACCUGUGGCCUAAACUGAGCUUUCAUAGGCAACGGAGAUAAUCUAAUGACUUGCUGCUGUUGAAGGGAAGUCUUGCUCUCCCUCUAGUCACUUGACUUUGCCUCCUUGCCGUUUCUGCUGCAGCUCGCAAAUCUGGGAGAAAAUGGUUCUCCCACUACUUAUUUUUCCUGUUAGACAAGUUAUUAACUUAAAAUAAUUUUAUGGAGCAGUCUGUUGAGCCCACAGACAAUAUGAGUUCAACAAUGGUAGAGCACAUUAAGGAAAAGAAGCAGCAGUGGGCUAUUAGCUCUGCUCACCUCAUCUCGUGAAACUGCCAGCCACAGAGAGAGGUCAUGCCGAGUCUGAUUUCCAUGUUUGCAUUCACUCCGAGCAGGGUGACACAAAAAAGAGCCCUGUUGCUACAGGAAGCCACAUACGUGUGCAAUGUCAGAUAAUGGAGGGUUGGAUGAGACUGAGGAGCCGCCCCCAUGCACAUCGGCUGCAACUUGUUUCGAUGAGCAUUUUUCAGCACUUCCCCUCAGGCUUGCACAAUCAGUCCGAGCGUUGGAUUCUGUGCAGCAACGCACAGGGGCCCAGGAGACCGGGGUUAUUACGAAGAGCUUAAGGUUAGAGGCCAAAGCAGGGUGGGAAGAAAGUAUUUUCGGCCUCUAGUGGGGAUUUGAACAAUCAUUGUGAUUUGGUAUUUGCCCUCUUUUGUCUCCCUUAUUGGGAACUUUAAUUUUGGAACUGUCAAGGUUAAACUUUUUUAAAACUUACAUGUUUUAGGGGUAUUUUAUGUGUGAGCACACAAGUGUCUCAGAAAAUAAAGAUAGCUGCCUUUGUAA